Messenger RNA from Theobroma cacao (cacao), 2125 nucleotides. RefSeq names its product protein DETOXIFICATION 27-like. Gene Ontology annotation, molecular function: xenobiotic transmembrane transporter activity; antiporter activity. The record is from RefSeq and is a predicted model, not a curated record. Gene Ontology annotation, cellular component: membrane. NCBI's taxonomy places the organism in Eukaryota, Viridiplantae, Streptophyta, Magnoliopsida, Malvales, Malvaceae. Gene Ontology annotation, biological process: xenobiotic detoxification by transmembrane export across the plasma membrane.
GAAUACUGUUCAAUAAAUUAAAUUCUACUAUAAUCUCUUCCUGUGCUUAGAGUUCGACAAACCCAAGAUUCUCUCUAAUGGAUAGUAUCCAUAGGAACGGGGACGAGGUCCAUCAACCUUUGUUAACAGAAUCAAGACCAGAGGAUGAAUCAAAAGAAGAAGUGGUCAUCAAAGAUCUGGUACUAAAAAAGGACUUUACUACGAGACUUUGGAUUGAAACACAGAAGCUAUGGAUCAUAGUGGGACCCUCCAUCAUCAGCCGCGUUGCAGCCUACUCCAUGAACAUUAUCACCCAAGCCUUUGCAGGCCACCUUGGUGAUGUUGAGCUCGCUGCCAUUUCCAUAGCCAACACUGUCAUAGUUGGCUUUAAUUUUGGCCUCUUGCUAGGAAUGGCAAGUGCUUUAGAAACGCUUUGCGGUCAAGCUUUUGGUGCCAAGCAAUAUCACAUGUUAGGGGUAUACAUGCAAAGAUCAUGGAUUGUUCUAUUUCUCUGCUGUUUCUUGCUAUUGCCCUUCUACGUAUUCGCCACCCCGCUUCUGAAGCUUCUAGGACAGCCAGACGACGUGGCGGAGAUGUCAGGAAUUGUGGCAGCUUGGAUGAUCCCUUUGCACUUUAGCUUCGCGUUUCAGUUCCCAUUGCAAAGGUUCUUGCAAAGCCAGCUCAAGACUAGCGUGUUAGCCUACGUCUCUUUUGUUGCCUUGGGGGUCAAUGUGUUGACGAGUUGGCUAUUCGUAAACGUCUUGGAUUGGGGUGUUAUCGGUGCCUCUGUGGCGCUGGACAUUUCGUGGUGGGUCGGGGUUUUGGGGCUUUACGGAUACACUGUCCUUGGAGGCUGCCCUUUGUCAUGGACAGGUUUCUCUAUACAAGCAUUUAAUGGCCUCUGGGAGUUCCUUAAACUCUCUGCUGCUUCUGGAGUCAUGCUAUGCUUGGAGAAUUGGUACUAUAGGAUACUGAUAUUGAUGACUGGGUACCUGCAAAAUGCCACCUUGGCUGUGGAUGCCUUGUCUGUCUGCAUGAGUAUCAAUGGGUGGGAGAUGAUGAUUCCAAUGGCGUUCUUGGCUGCUACAGGAGUAAGGGUGGCUAAUGAGCUUGGAGCAGGCAAUGGCCAAGGAGCCAAAUUUGCAACAAAGGUUUCCGUGGUGCAAUCGACAAUCAUUGGUCUUUUCUUCUGCGUACUUAUCUUCAUCUUUCGUGACAAGGUGGCAUUGAUAUUCACUUCGAGUUCUGAUGUCCUCAAAGAGGUUGAUAAGCUUUCAUACCUCUUAGGCGUCACGAUUCUCCUCAAUAGUGUUCAACCUGUUUUAUCAGGAGUGGCAGUUGGAUCCGGAUGGCAAGCAACUGUAGCGUACGUAAACCUUGGUUGCUAUUAUAUUAUUGGACUCCCACUUGGAUUUUUGAUGGGAUGGGUUUUCCACUUGGGUGUUAGGGGCAUUUGGGGUGGGAUGAUCUUUGGGGGAACUGCUGUUCAGACAGUGAUUUUGGCCAUAUUAACAAUGCGAAGCGACUGGGAAAAGGAGGCUGAAACAGCCAAGCAGAGAGUACAGAGGUGGGGGGAAUGAUCAAUCGGAGGACAAACAUUGAAGGGAACUAGUCCCCCUCAUGGUAGAUGAAAUCUUGCAAAGUUAUUAGUGCCCUCCGAAUUUGGGAGCUUUUAAUUAUUUAUGCGAAAUUUUGUUACAUCACACUCCAAGAAAUAUAUAUCUUCCAUAUCAUUGAUCAUUGUUUUCUUGAAUGAAAAUCUCCUGCCCCCAUUUGUGCCCCUUUUCCUACCCCUUCAAUAAUAUUGUGUCAUGUGUACUCCCACUAAUAAUGAUUUCAAAACUCAUUCAGUCUCAUUCAUUAGUUUUUUUCCUUACCUUCUCUUUUAUAUUUCCUCUUUCUCUCUCACAAAACAUUACUGGUUAACAAGAGAAAUCUUUUUGUGGGAGAGAAAGGAAUAUGAGAGAGAAAGGAAGGAAAAAAAAAUUAUGAAUGAGAAAGAAAGUUUUGAAAACAAACAAGUUUUAGUAUCAUUACUAGUGAGAAUACAAGAAUCCCAAUCCUCUACCCCAAUCUGUGUUCCUUCUUUGACAAAGUGAUAUGUAUUUAUCUUUUUAAUUAUUAACUAAUACAUGUUUGGAUUUAA